Bactrocera neohumeralis is the source of this 3102-nucleotide messenger RNA. Its product is annotated as endoplasmic reticulum metallopeptidase 1-like. Gene Ontology annotation, molecular function: metalloexopeptidase activity. Gene Ontology annotation, biological process: proteolysis. The transcript has 13 exons. Lineage: Eukaryota; Metazoa; Arthropoda; Insecta; Diptera; Tephritidae. The record is from RefSeq and is a predicted model, not a curated record. The coding region runs from base 364 to 3066 and encodes 900 amino acids.
CAUUAAACACUGGAAUGUGUGCUCUUGGGCAACCGAUGUUAGCAAACACACAAACAUACGUGACUCACGCACACAUGGCCGUGUGUUUACAGAGAGUUUGAGCUUAAAUUCAUGCAGAUUAAACAAAUGACAGCGAAGAAUUGUUGUUGUUGAAAAAAAAACGAAAACAAAUUAACAGAGAUUUGAUUUUAUUAUUUACACAACGGAUCACCCGCAACUUUAUCAGCGCGCCAAAAGCAACAACAAAACGUAUAGCAUAGCUGCACAGGGAGCACACGGCUCCACCUCUUUCGCUUGAUCUCUAUGCGCUAGUUCAUGUUUGUGUGUGCUUAAAGCUGAGUUUUUUUGGUUUGUUGGUGCAAAAUGUUAACUCUCAAAACACUGCGACAUUGGUGGCAGCAUCAGUUGAGUCGUGACGGCCUACGUGAUUUUUUCGUUCAUGCAAACUACGCGCAUUUUCGGCAUUUUUUCCAAAAUAAGGUUGCACCAGAUGAAGAGAAGGAAAUGACUUAUCACAAAAAACCAACCUCGAAGGUGCCAUGGUACUUAGCGCCAGCCUUUAUGAUCUUCUGGCUUGUGCUUAUAUUUGCUGUUGUUAUACCAGUUUUCUUCUCGCUACCCACUGGACUUACCAUUACAAAUGAAAGUUCCCAUCCCAACAGCUUUAUAGCGGAACGUGCUGAACGUAUACUUAUCAAUUUCGAUAGAAUCGGACCGAAAGUGGUGGGAAGUCAUGCAAAUGAAAACCAUACAGUAGAAUUGCUACUGGAACAAUUGGAAGCUAUAAGAGAUGUUAUGCACACCGAUCUCUUCGAAAUGGAAAUAGAUGUGCAAGUGGUUUCGGGUGCAUAUAUACACUGGACUAUGGUGAAUAUGUAUCAGGGUGUACAAAAUGUUGUUGUACGUUUCAGAACGAAAGCAAGCACGAGCGAAUCGUAUCUACUGAUUAAUAGUCACUUCGAUUCGAAACCCGGCAGUCCAGGCUCCGGUGAUGAUGGUGCUAUGGUUGUCAUAAUGCUCGAGACAUUACGCGUAAUCGCCACUACGCGUACACCUUUUCAGCAUCCCAUCAUAUUUCUAUUUAAUGGUGCCGAAGAGAAUCCUCUGCAGGCUUCACAUGGCUUCAUAACGCAACACAAGUGGGCCAAGAAUUGCAAGGCUCUUAUUAAUUUGGAUUCAGCGGGUAGCGGAAAUCGUGAGGUUCUCUUUCAAACCGGACCAAAUCACCCGUGGUUAAUGGACAUUUACCGUAAAAGUGUUAAGCGCUCAUUCGCGUCCACAUUCGCCGAGGAAAUAUUCCAAUCCGGUUUAAUACCUUCGGACACGGAUUUCAGAAACUUUCGCGAUUACGGUAAUGUACCAGGACUCGACAUGGCACACUCAUAUAACGGUUAUGUGUAUCAUACGAAAUUUGAUGGCGUCAGCCUUGUGCCACGUGGAACACUGCAAACUACUGGCGAUAACAUACUGGGCUUGGUGCGUACUUUUACCAAUAGCUCAAUAUUAAAGGAUCCAUCUCGUCACGCCGAGGGUCACAUGGUUUUCUACGACUUCUUCGGUUAUUUCGUCGUCUCCUAUACCGAAUCUACUGGGAAAAUUCUCAAUACCUGCGUCUCUGUGGGCGCUAUACUGCUCACAUGCAUCUCUAUGUACCUGAUGGCAGCUGAUUCUUUCGUUUCCAUCGGCUAUACUUUGCGUCUAUUCUCACUCAUAUUCGUACUACAUUUGAUUGGUUGGAUUUUGGCCAUCGCAUUGCCGCUACUUAUGGCGACGAUGUUCGAUAGCGCUGAUCGUUCGAUGACAUGGUUCACCAGCAAAUGGCUUGUUUUUGGUCUAUACAUCUGUCCUACGCUCAUGGGCUUGAGUGCGCCCACACUGCUAUAUUUGAGCAUAAGUCGUAAUGAUAAAGUAUCACAACCGUAUCGCCUGCAAAUGGUCGAUCACGCGCACACAUUGAUCUUGUCUAUAAUUUGUAUUCUUCUAACUUAUUUGAGCAUACGCAGCUCGUACUUCUUAAUGAUUCCACUACUUUUCCAUGCCAUAUCCUUGGUCAUAAACAUGGUGACAACGCUGCAUAAACGAGCCUACUACUGGUCAAUCUUCGUCAUGUUAUGUCAAAUUAUACCCUUCCUCUACUUCACCUAUCUGUUUCAUGCACAGUUGAUCUCUACAAUGCCAAUGAUGGGUCGAUUUGGUAGCUCAAGUAAUCCGGAUUUAUAUAUUGCUAUCCUUACUAUUUUGGGUACUAUGUUAUCUAUGGGCUAUUUGAUUCCGCUACUCAAUAUUUUCAGUCGUCCGAAGUUGGUUUUCCUUAUUCUGCCGGCUGUUACACUUGUUAUAGCCUUGACUGCAAUGACACAGAUCGGAUUCCCCUAUCGGCCAGCAACCAACGUACAGCGAGUCAAUUUACAAGAAGUGCGACGUGUGUUCUAUGAAUACGAUGGCACGGUUAGUCGCAACGAGUCUGGUUAUCUGUUUGAUUUCCAAGAUAGACGGAAACAACUUCCUUUUGCACCAUACGUUGAUCUGGAAGAUCUGUAUAACAUUAGCGAUGAUUGUGAUAAAUAUAUGAUGUGUGGCAUGCCCAUAUUCAACCAUCGCACAACGAAAUCGCGUCGACAAGCCAGUUUUCUACCACGUGAAGUGCCCCUUCAAUUGCCCGGAGUUCCCCAACUGACACUUCUUAGAAAAAGUAUCAACACUACCACAGAGACUAUACGUUUCGAGUUCGAACUUGAAGGACCAUCGCAUAUGAGCAUUUUUGUGCAACCACUUGAAAAGGUGACGGUGAGUGAUUGGUCCUUCUUGGCCGACAUGUUGCUAAACGAGCCACCUUUCCACGUGUACUUCUCAUAUGGCAAAAUUAGUACACCACUCACAUUUUACAUUGAUUUGAAGAAGGAGAAUAGUGAAUUUGACGAACCGCUAAUGCAGUUAGGCAUUUCCGGACAUUAUAUUAGCUUUGAGCACGAACGCGAUGCAGAAACAAAGAAGUUCCUUGCGACAUUCCCAUCUUAUUCAUAUAUUAUGGAAUGGCCGAGUUCCUAUGAACGUUAUAUAUUUUAAGUAAAUGUUAAUAUUAAUAAUAAAGAUUUAGUAAGA